UUCCCUUCUCUUUCCUUCCUUCUUACCCAUUCUUCAUCCAAACCAAGCCAUCCCAAGAGAGAGAAACCCAAAAAAAAAAACGAAAAUUCCGCAGAAAAAAAAAAGAAACGAAAUUAACGGAGAACAAAACCAUAGCAAAAAAGAAAAGAAACCCAGAAGACUCUGAUCAAAGAAAAUGAAGAAAAACUGCGAACUCUGCAAAGCUCCGGCUACAACUUUCUGUGAGUCCGACCAGGCUAGCUUAUGCUGGACCUGCGAUUCCAAGAUCCACAGUGCAAAUUUCCUUGUUGCCAGACACGUCAGGACUCUCCUCUGUCACCGGUGCCAGUCUCCCUCGCCGUGGAAAGCCUCCGGUGCUAGGCUUAGUAACGCGCUUUCUUUGUGUGAAACGUGCGGUUGCGGUGGUGGUGGUGGUGGAAGGAAAUUGGAAGAUGAACAGGGAGAAGAGAGUGAAGGUGACAAUGAGGAUGACGAUGAGGUAGAUACUGAUUUUGAUGAGGAGGAGGAUGAGGAAGAGGAGGUUGACGGUGAUGAGGAUGGUGAUAAUCAGGUUGUUCCUUGGUCUUCUACGGCGCCGCCGCCGCCGGCUUCGAGUUCUUCCGGUAGCGAAGAGUCGGUUAGUAAGUGUAACGAUAACGAUGAGGAGGUUGUUUCAAAGUUAGUUACAACAAACUUAAUUUCUUUGAAACGACGUCGUGAAGAGGAUCGUGAUUUUCAGGCUUCAGAUUCGAAAAAUUAUGUAAAUCAACGGAGGUACGGUGCUGAGAGGAGGAGAGACGACGGAGAACCGUCGUCGAAAGUGUUGAUCCGGCAAGUAAUUGACGGAAAAGGCCCGGAGCAUUGUCAGCCACACGAUUGAUGAGUCCGUACUAUAAGGGAUAUUAUUUUAUUUGUGAUCUCUUUGAUUAACUUUCGCUAACGAAACUCUUUAGUUUAUUUUUUUGUUUAUUUUGUAAUGAUAUUUUCAGGAUUAUGCUUGUGAUUGAUUAGAUUUUUUUAAGUAAUAUUUUUCUUGUUUAUAUAAUUAGGUAAGGAAAGAAUUGUAUGUUUUGAAAAGAAGAGAAAAAUCAGAUUAUGAAAUUUAAUGUAUGUUUA
Molecule: messenger RNA, 1095 nt
Organism: Vicia villosa (hairy vetch)
Lineage: Eukaryota; Viridiplantae; Streptophyta; Magnoliopsida; Fabales; Fabaceae
Product: zinc finger protein CONSTANS-LIKE 4-like
Exons: 2
Coding region: 176-859 (227 amino acids)
Molecular function (GO): zinc ion binding
Source: RefSeq, a predicted model, not a curated record